Messenger RNA from Capronia epimyces CBS 606.96, 2634 nucleotides. RefSeq lists its product as uncharacterized. The record is from RefSeq and is a predicted model, not a curated record. The coding region runs from base 1 to 2634 and encodes 877 amino acids. The transcript is spliced from 2 exons. NCBI's taxonomy places the organism in Eukaryota, Fungi, Ascomycota, Eurotiomycetes, Chaetothyriales, Herpotrichiellaceae.
AUGCCCGCGAGCUCUUACUUACAAGUCAUAGGUCGUCGCCGCAAGAUAAAGUGCAACUAUCCAAGCUCGUCCCCUCCAUCCGCCGAUCCACGCUCCCCAACGUCCAAUGCAACUAACCCUGGUGAACCGACCGGUGAACUCACUUCAUCAGGAAGUACGAACACCGACACGAGGUGUAUAGAAUGUCUCAAGCACAACCGUACGUGCGAGGGCCAGGGCGAGGUUGAAUCAACCCCCGGGGGUUCGGACUUAAAUGGAGUUUCGCGGCCCAAGAAACGCAUCUAUAAGCGCCGAAGCGAGGUCGCUGAUGUUAAUCCUCACAAUGACAACCGAGACCGACGGCGCGUGAGGAUUCGCGUGGACAGAAUAGUUUCGGUAGUUGAGAGGCUUGCGCGGGAAAGGCAGUCGCAAUCGCAAUCGCACUCAGCCACGAUCGACUCGCGCCCUCCGAGACAGGAUGAAACACCUGGAUCCCGCGACAGCCAGUCGUUCCCGUCCGCAGACACGCCGAACGAGACCCAUACAUCUGGGCCAGCUUGUUCCCGCGAAUGCUCACAGGAGAACCCAGUGUCCAAGCUGCAGAGGUCAGGCAGAAAUGGGAGCGCACUUCCAGCCAUCGACUUAGUUGAAGAGAAAGAACUGAGCCCACUUCUGUCGCAACUAUUCAACAACGAAGUGCUCACGCAGACUCCCUCUACUUCGUCGAUACUCACGCAAAAGAUCCAAGCACUAAACUUCUCGGAUCAAGACACCUCCAGCGAUGUCGACAAACUCCGCUCCACCAUCUCUUCGGAGCCGAAUCUUGUCAAGAUCCUCGAAAUCUCCGCAUAUUGGUGGGUGGCCUGGCGUGACCAAGCAUUUGCUCUGCACGAGGCCUUCUUUGAGCCAGCAUCGCCGACAAGACUCUCGAAACCAGGAUGGCCAGGGUCAUCAGACACAUCCAGAAGUUCUGGAUUGACUUCACGUACAUGGAGUAGGCCAGUUUCGCUCCAGGAGUUUGUGCAAAUGAAGCUCUCCCAAGCCAGUACUGUCCCCUAUGCCACCGGCCUCCUCUGCAUUGCCAUGUCGUUGCAGCAGCUCCGACCCGGCGUGGAUGAUUUCGACCUCCAUCUGUCUACCUCACCCGCCAACUUAGCCGGACUUAUCAUCAUGGCCAUCGAUACCAUCGUACUCUCUCCUGCCUCGGACCCAACUUGUAAACGUGACCCCAGCAUCUUGCUGCUGCUCAUGAUGCGAGCCAAAAUGUACGCCGAAACGCACCAGCUACGUAAAUCGUGGCUGACUAUUCGCACAGCCGUCGAAACCGCAAAAGAGACCGGCUUUACGGACGUGAGGCACCCAUCUGGCGCAGAUCCAGACACCCCCAGGCCAAGUGAGGAGGAGAUUAAUCUAUUCUACAGUCAGCGCUUUGUUGGCUCGAUCCUCGAACUCGACCAUCUCCUCAGCAUGGUGCUGGGCUUACCGCACGUUGAGGACAAGAGGUUCUCAGACCGACUCGCCCUUGCAGUGCUGAGAGGCCAGGUGUCUGCGUCCGGCCAGGACCCCGGGGCCCCAGCACCCAUCGAUAUCAAGAUGCGCGCACUACGCCGUGUUGCAGCCGUUGCGUCAGGCCAGGUCAAUGAUUGCAACGCAAGGUCUGAGCCGAUAGAGGCCAGGCUCCAAACUACAAUGAGAAUCCAGAGUGCGCUGGACGAGGCUGCGGCCGCGAUGCCACCGGGCUGGUGGGAUGUCAACUCACAUCUACAGUAUUCCGAUCCAUUUGUUGCCUACGAGCAUAUACAUGCACAAAUGUGGUUCUGGCAGGUCCAGUCGUUCCUCCAUAUGCCAAUCAUGCUGACCCCGCCUCCUGUCGCGAUUCUCGACAUUGAGGGCGACAGCGAUCCGACUGUUCCAUAUCUGGAUCCCUACGAACCGAACCGGUAUCUUUGUCUCCAGGGCUGUCGUAAUAUGCUCCGGGUUUUCAGCCUGCUGCGUUCGGAGCCGUCGAUGGCAGUGUUCAUCUGUCCCUGCGAGGACUUUCAAGGCGUGUUCAGCGCUUGCAUUCUGGUGGUCGGCAUCCUUCUGCGUCGGACCUAUUGGCCUCAGUCCCUACCCUCGACUACUGCAACGGCUGAUCCAGAGGAUGACCUCGUACUCCUCAAGGAAAUCGAUGACUUAUUCCGUUACCGAGCACAGCAGCAGGGCGGUAGCAUCAGCGAACAGGGCGCGAAGGUCCUUGAAGCACUAGGCUCAUUCCUUGACGAGAAAUCUGGAGUUCCCACGUCCAGGACGAGAACAAUAAACCUGCCAUAUUUUGGCGCAAUUCAUCUCCAUAUGAAUCCACCGCAGUGGUUGCACCAGAGCACAGAUGCCCCUGAUGAUCAGGAACUGGGUUCGACUCGACCGCCGAUGCCGCUACUGGCCUCGACUGAGGAUUCAAUCGACGGCGCAACCACAACAAGUCUACGGACAUUCUCGCAAAUGUCGGCGCCAGAAUGGGAUGUGGUUGAUGAUGCCACCUUCCAGUUCUCUACGGGCGACACCGAUCUGAAUUGGGACCAGUUCUUAUUUGGCGAUGAGUUGGGUCAGGAUUGGAACGUGGGUCUUCCAGACUUGUCGUUCGAAGAGGCUUGGUGGCAGCAGGGCAGUAUAUAG